Mangifera indica (mango) is the source of this 870-nucleotide messenger RNA. Its product is annotated as NDR1/HIN1-like protein 26. The transcript has a single exon. The record is from RefSeq and is a predicted model, not a curated record. Lineage: Eukaryota; Viridiplantae; Streptophyta; Magnoliopsida; Sapindales; Anacardiaceae. Gene Ontology annotation, biological process: defense response to other organism. Bases 38 to 718 code for a protein of 226 amino acids.
UGGCACAUUAAAAAAAAAAAAAAAAGAAGAAGAGCCAAUGCACUCCCCUGACAGGUUACCAAUUCGCCAAGGAACCCCGUCACAACCUCCACCCUUUAAGCGCCGCCAUUCCGCCCACUACUAUGCCCGCAGGGUCCGUGAAAGCCUGACCACCAGGGUUUUCAAAGCACUGUGUGUCAUAUUCUUGUCACUUCUUUUAGUUGUUGGAAUUAUCAUGUUCAUUUUAUGGCUCAGCAUACGCCCGCAUAGGCCCAGAUUUCAUAUUCAUGAAUUUUCAAUUCCGGGUUUGGCUCAAGCCAACGGCUUUGAGAAUGCAGAAUUAACUUUCAAUGUCACAGCAAGGAACCCCAAUCAAUAUAUCGGCAUAUAUUAUAACGCAACGGAAGCAAUUGUUUAUUACAAGGACCAACAGGUCGGGGCAACACCGUUAGCGGAACCCUUUUAUCAAGAGCCCAAGAAUACGACUGUGUUGGAUGCCACAUUAAGCGGGGCAACUCUAACUGUGAACAGCCAGCGAUGGACAGAGUUUUUGAAUGACCGUGCACAAGGGAGUGUUGCAUUUCGCCUGGAAAUAAAAUCAAGUAUCAGAUUUAAGGUGUCCACGUGGUGGGAAUCUAAGCGCCAUACUAUGCAUGCCAACUGCGAUGCAAUUGUGGGCCAAGAUGGGGAGCUUUUGGCAACGUCACAAAAUAAGAGAUGUGCUAUGUAUUUCACCUGAUUUUAUAAUUUCUGUAAUAUUUGCUCUAAAGCACGAAGGGGAUGUGUAUUUUCUUUCGGAGAAGGGUGACUGAUUUCGUCUUUAUUUUGUUUGUAACAAGGGAGAUUUAAUUGCUCAAUUCUUUCAUAAGUUGUGAUUUAAUUGUGAUUUCA